This is a messenger RNA of Cyanistes caeruleus (blue tit), 2523 nucleotides long. RefSeq names its product EYA transcriptional coactivator and phosphatase 3 (gene EYA3). Gene Ontology annotation, biological process: negative regulation of extrinsic apoptotic signaling pathway in absence of ligand; positive regulation of DNA repair; multicellular organism development. The record is from RefSeq and is a predicted model, not a curated record. Gene Ontology annotation, molecular function: protein tyrosine phosphatase activity. Gene Ontology annotation, cellular component: nucleus. NCBI's taxonomy places the organism in Eukaryota, Metazoa, Chordata, Aves, Passeriformes, Paridae.
UUCUUCUUGCAGCUGCCUCCAGAGCCUCAGUGAAGGUGAUGUUGCAAGGGCUCGGAUCUCCUCCUGAUGCCUUACCCAACAUGGUGUUUAGGAGAGUGCUGUGACACAGCAGGGCACAGCAGCCUCUUCAGGCAUUUCUUCUAAUUUCUGCAAUCCCCUGAAGUUGUGCUGUGAGGGCGUGUGGGAGAGCAGGGCUUGAAGGCUGCUGAGGAACACACGAUUUGAAUCAUUUAAGCAUUAAAAUAGUAAUACCCAUGGAAGAGCCACAAGACUUACCUGAACAACCAGUGAAAAAAGCCAAGAUGCAGGAAUCCAGAGAACAGAACCUGAGUCAUGUGAGCAACACAGAAGUCAGCGAUCAGAAAACUGAAUCUUCAAACCUUGGUUCAAACCUUCCCAUGUCCAGUGAGAUUAUGACAUGCACUGAUUAUAUCCCAAGGUCAUCAAAUGAUUAUACCUCACAAAUGUAUUCUGCAAAGCCAUAUGCACAUAUCCUUUCUGUACCAGUAUCGGAAACAAUGAGCCCUUACCCUGGUCAGCCUCAGUACCAAGCACUACAGCAGUCCCAGCCCUACACCAUCUACCCCCAGACCACCCAGACCUACGGACUACCUCCUUUCGGUGCACUGUGGCCAGGUAUGAAACCUGAAAGUGGUUUAAUUCAGACUCCAUCUACAAGUCAGCACAGUGUUCUUACCUGCACUACAGGGUUAACCACAAGCCAGCCCAGCCCAGCACAUUAUUCUUAUUCCAUUGAAGCAUCAACUACCAAUGCCAGUCCAGUCUCUACAUCCUCAACUGUUGUCAAUAUUUCCACAUCAGCAGUAGCCAGCAUCUCACAGGAAUAUCCUACGUACACGAUCCUCGGCCAGAGUCAGUACCAGAGCUGUUACCCGAGCUCAGGCUUCGGCGUGGUGCCACCAGCAGACAGCAGCACGGAGAGCUUGGCAUUAGCCACCACCACAUACCCAGAGGAGAAACCAAAUGCCCUGGUGCUGGCACGGGCGGUGCAGAGACCUUCCUCUGGAGAUGCAUCCACAAGUCCUUUGCUACCAAGAGCAACAGCUAGUAAAGAGUUAGAUGAGCAAGCAAGAAAAAACAUCCCUGGAAAGAACAGAGGGAAGAGGAAAGCAGAUACCUCCUCCUCACAGGACAGUGAACUGGAGCGGGUGUUUCUCUGGGACCUGGAUGAGACCAUCAUCAUCUUUCACUCUCUUCUCACAGGGUCUUAUGCUCAAAAAUAUGGCAAGGAUCCAACUCUAGUGAUUGGCUCAGGUCUGUCCAUGGAGGAGAUGAUUUUUGAAGUUGCUGAUACUCACUUGUUUUUCAAUGACUUGGAGGAGUGUGACCAGGUACACAUAGAAGAUGUGGCAUCUGAUGACAAUGGCCAAGAUCUAAGCAACUACAACUUCUCCACGGAUGGGUUCAGUGGCUCGGGAAGCAAUGCAAACCACAGCUCCUCGGUGGGUGUGCAAGGAGUGGACUGGAUGAGGAAGUUGGCCUUCCGCUACCGCAGGGUACGCGAGAUCUACAACAAAUACAAAACUAACGUUGGAGGCCUGCUUAGCCCACAGAAGAGGGAAGCUCUGCAGCGACUGAGGACCGACAUAGAAGUGCUGACAGAUUCCUGGCUGGAAACUGCAUUAAAAUCCCUGCUGCUCAUCCAGUCCAGAAAAAACUGUGAGAACAUCCUGAUCACAACCACCCAACUGAUGCCAGCUCUUGCCAAAGUUCUUCUGUAUGGAUUGGGCGAGGUGUUUCCCAUUGAAAAUAUUUAUAGUGCUACAAAAAUAGGUAAAGAGAGCUGCUUUGAGAGGAUCGUGUCACGGUUUGGAAAGAAGGUCACUUACGUGGUGAUUGGAGAUGGGCGUGAUGAGGAGGUCGCAGCCAAGCAGCACAACAUGCCCUUCUGGAGGAUCACAAAUCACGCUGACCUCGUGUCCCUUCACCAAGCCCUUGAGUUAGACUUCCUGUAAGAAGCUGGAGCAAAGACGUGACUGCAGCUCCCACAGGCCCUCUCCAUCACUGGGGGGCAGAAAUCUCACAUGUCUGGGGAGUCACUUUUCAGCUUGAUGAAGAAAACAUACCUAAUGCAAACUGUACAGUGGAGUAUGAUAGCAGGUUGUUCCUUGGGAGCACGGGCCCUGCCAAGUCCAGAGGUGUCCUGUAAAGAAGCCCUAGACUCAGAAGUGCUAGAGCUUGUCUGCAGAAGGGACUUACAGAGCCAGCUGAAUGCCUCUGGCAGGUGUCUCCAGAGGGAGGGGCCAUAAAACAGCAGAUUUAUUUUUAAGAGCCUUCUCCUUUCUAUUCAGCUUAGUUGUAGAACCCAAGUAAACACAAAACUUUAUUUUUAUAGGAAAAUGCUGAUGGCAGAGCUUAAACCUCCCUUGUUUUGCAAAGCCGAAGAGCUAUGGUUUUUUUCAUAGGAAAUAUUAAUGAAAAUGUCAAAAAUACCUCUAUUGCUGUAAAAUGUGUCCUCUCUCCUUCCCUGGGUGUUCAAAACAAGUUAUUUAUUACAAUGUC